Sclerotinia borealis F-4128 is the source of this 1677-nucleotide messenger RNA. Lineage: Eukaryota; Fungi; Ascomycota; Leotiomycetes; Helotiales; Sclerotiniaceae. The record is from the annotation of a GenBank genome assembly.
AUGUCUUCUCCUGAGAUAUCAUCGACGCAAAAGACCUUUGCUGGUCUCCAUGGCCGAAAGCUGGGUCUUCUAGUGUCGACGAUUGCCACAACUGGAUUCUUGCUGUUUGGAUAUGAUCAAGGUGUGAUGUCCGGAAUCAUCGCCGCAGACCCUUUCAACGCCUACUUUCCCGAAACCAAAGAUAACAGCGUCUACCAAGGUUUCGUCACCGCUAUCUACGAGAUUGGAUGUUUAUUUGGUGCUAUUUUCAUUCUGUGGUUUGGCGACUCCACCGGUCGAAGAAGAGCUAUGAUGCUUGGUGGAUUCAUUAUGAUUAUCGGAGUUAUCGUGCAAUGCACUGCUAUUAAAGGCUCCAAUGCUACUGCUCAAUUCAUCGUUGGUCGAAUUAUCACGGGUAUUGGAAAUGGAAUAAACACAUCCACUAUUCCCACUUAUCAGGCAGAAUGUAGUCGUUCUUCCAAUCGUGGUCUACUCAUCUGUAUUGAAGGAGGAGUCAUCGCUUUCGGUACAAUGAUUGCUUAUUGGAUCGACUAUGGCGCUUCAUAUGGUCCUGAUAACCUUACCUGGCGUUUCCCCAUCGCUUUCCAGAUUGUGUUUGGUGUGAUUCUCAUUGUAGGAACUUACUUCCUCCCAGAAUCUCCAAGAUGGCUCUUGGCCAAAGAACGUCAUGAAGAAGGCGUCGAUGUGAUCGCCGCUCUUUCGGGCCUCGAGAACCAUGAUCCACAGGUUCAAUUGGAGAAGACGAUCAUUAUGGAUAGUAUCAUGGCAUCAGGAGCCGCUACCAAAACCCCUUUCUCGGCUCUCUUUACUGGAGGCAAAACUCAACAUUUCCGCCGUAUGCUCCUGGGUUCAUCUUCACAAUUCUUCCAACAGCUCGGUGGAUGUAACGCAGUGAUUUACUAUUUCCCCAUCCUCUUCGAGACCUCCAUUGGAACCACGAAAAACAUGGCUCUCCUUCUCGGAGGUAUCAACAUGAUUGUGUACUCGAUAUUCGCAACCGUCUCCUGGUUCAUCAUUGAGAAGGCCGGCCGUCGCAAGCUAUUCUUGAUUGGAACCGUGGGCCAAUGUCUCUCCAUGGUCCUCGUCUUCGCGUGUCUGAUUCCCCUAAAUGGAAACGGUCCUUCCGCAAAAGGUGCUGGUGUCGGUCUCUUCACCUACAUUGCCUUUUUCGGCGCCACCUGGUUACCACUCCCAUGGUUAUACCCCGCUGAAAUCAACCCCCUCCGUACUCGUUCCCGCGCGAACGCCGUCUCCACUUGUUCCAAUUGGCUGUUCAACUUCACCAUCGUCAUGGUUACUCCAAUCAUGAUAGCCAACAUUUCCUGGGGCACCUAUCUAUUUUUCGCAGUAGUCAACGCGUGUUUCAUCCCCUUCAUCUAUUUCUUCUACCCAGAAACCAAGCGCAGAUCACUCGAGGAAAUCGAUAUUAUCUUCGCAAAGGGCUUCGUCGAGAAUAUUUCUUACGUCAAGGCGUCCUUCGACCUUCCAUAUCUGACUCCGGUCGAAAUCGAGCAGAUGGCUCGUCAUUACGGCUUCGAGACGGCGGAUGUAGAGAGUAGAAGUACGAGUGAUGCGGAGAAAGAAAAGCCGAGUCGUAGUGUAGGGGAUGAGGUGGAGGCUGUGUCUGAUGCUCAUCAGAGGGGUAAUGCUGCUCAUGAGGGGUUUAAGGAUGAUUAG